Molecule: messenger RNA, 1818 nt
Organism: Solanum verrucosum
Lineage: Eukaryota; Viridiplantae; Streptophyta; Magnoliopsida; Solanales; Solanaceae
Product: probable bifunctional methylthioribulose-1-phosphate dehydratase/enolase-phosphatase E1 1
Exons: 12
Coding region: 13-1560 (515 amino acids)
Cellular component (GO): cytoplasm
Molecular function (GO): magnesium ion binding; acireductone synthase activity
Source: RefSeq, a predicted model, not a curated record
AAUAAAGCAAAUAUGGCUGUGGCAUCAGCAGCCCAAUUGACUGCAAACGGAGCUCUGAAAAUGGCGACUACCAGUCAAGCAUAUUUGGAAGGUGACAAGGUCAAAGAGACCAAGUCCUUAAUCGCUGAGCUCUGCCGUCAUUUCUACAAUCAGGGAUGGGUUUCCGGCACCGGCGGAAGCAUCACCAUUAAAGUACAUGAUGAAUCCGUUCCUAAAUCCGAACAACUUAUCGUUAUGUCUCCUUCUGGGGUGCAAAAGGAAAGGAUGGUGGACGAGGAUAUGUAUAUUAUGGCAUCAGAUGGGUCUAUUUUAUCUGCGCCGGUGGCUAAACCUACCCCUCAUAAACCUCCUAAGUGUUCUGAUUGUGCUCCUCUUUUUAUGAAGGCAUAUCAGAUGCGUAAUGCUGGCGCUGUUAUCCACAGUCAUGGAAUGGAAUCCUGUCUUGUAACGAUGCUCAAUCCACUAGCAAAAGAAUUUCGGAUCACUCAUAUGGAAAUGAUAAAAGGAAUUCAAGGGCAUGGUUACUAUGACGAACUUGUGGUUCCUAUCAUAGAGAACACUGCAUAUGAGAGAGAACUCACAGAAUCUCUUGCUGAAGCUAUCAAAGCUUACCCAAAAACAACAGCUGUGCUGGUCCGCAACCAUGGUAUAUAUGUAUGGGGAGAUUCUUGGAUCAGCGCUAAAACACAGUCUGAGUGCUACCACUACCUCUUUGAUGCUGCAAUUAAACUUCAUCAAUUAGGAAUUGACUGGACAACACCAGCUCAUGGUCCCAUUCAGAAUGCAAAAAUAUCUGCACUUGCUCCAAAUGGCAGCAUAAAGUCAUCAAGGCGGUGCAUCGUUUUGGAUAUCGAAGGAACCACUACCCCAAUAUCAUUUGUUUCUGAUGUUCUAUUCCCUUAUGCACGUAAUAAUGUUGGGAGACAUUUGGAUGCAACAUAUGAUUCAGCAGAAACUCAACAGGAUAUUAAGUUAUUACGUGCUCAAGUGCAACAAGACCUGGAAAAUGGUGUUGCUGGUGCUGUGUGUAUCCCAGCUGAUGAUGCUGGGAAAAUGGAGGUAAUUGCAGCUUUGGUUGCUAAUGUUGAGGCAAUGAUUAAAGCUGACCGCAAGAUUACUGCCUUGAAAGAGUUACAGGGACAUAUUUGGCAAACUGGGUUCCAGAACAAUGAGUUAGAGGGACUUGUUUUUGAUGAUGUACCUGCAGCUCUUGAGAAAUGGACCGCUUUAGGCAUCAAGGUGUACAUAUACUCAAGCGGCAGCAGAUUGGCACAGAGGCUUUUGUUUGGUCACACAAAACACGGAGACCUGAGAAAAUUUCUCUAUGGGUUUUUCGAUACAACAGUGGGCAACAAGAGAGAAACAAAAAGUUAUGCAGAAAUUACAGCGUCGUUGGGAGUAGAUAAUCCAUCAGAGAUUUUGUUUGUGACAGAUGUCUAUCAAGAAGCCACAGCUGCAAAGGCAGCAGGUUUGGAUGUGAUAAUCUCCAUCAGACCUGGAAACGGACCUCUUCCAGAUAAUCACGGGUUCAGGACAGUCAAAUCAUUUUCGGAGAUCUAAAGAUGGAAUGUGUUAUUCUAUAAACAUCUUCCAUGUAUUGUGUAACAUUAACAUAAUAAAAGCAGGUUGGGAGUUGAUCAAUUGUCAAAAAGUAGAGCCAAUUGAGUCACAAUAUGCUGCUCUUACCUACUUUCUGCGUGUUCUGACUUAUGAUUAGUGUCAACUAGUCUUCUUUUUCUUGUUGUAUUGAGAUGGUAAUAGUUUUAUCUUGUGAGAACUAUUGUUGGAGAUUUAUGUUUUCAUAGUUCCAUUUUCAAA